This is a messenger RNA of Symbiodinium natans, 3123 nucleotides long. The record is from the annotation of a GenBank genome assembly. Lineage: Eukaryota; Dinophyceae; Suessiales; Symbiodiniaceae.
AUGGCUGCUGGCGAGGAGGAGCUUUGCCUCGACGUGCAGCUGGAGGAGCCGCAGCUCGAGGAGCCCCCAACUUCUCUGGCCUACCAAGCCAGACUUCGGGCGGCCAAGGAGGUUGCCGAAGGGCUUCGAGCAAAGGAGCCGCUUUUGCAGAAUGGGCAGCGGACGGUGCGAGACAAUCCCAACUUUGUCCAGACAUUCUUCAAGGCCAGCAGACUUCACUUCAUCGGCGUGUGGCGCGAACGCUACGAGGAAAUCCUCGACAGCCUGCCGCCGCCGCCACCGCUACCGGCAGCCUCGAGUGGGCAGUCGGUGUUUGUACAUAUCGACAUGGACUGCUUCUUCGCCAGUGUCGCCACCCGCGGCCGGCAGCAGACCUUUGCGGGUUUACCUGUGGCCGUGGCAUGGGGCACCGGCAGCAGCAGCGAGAUCUCCUCGGCGAACUACUGUGCCCGGGCUUUCGGUGUUCGUGCUGGGAUGUGGGCUGGAGAAGCCUUCCAAUUGUGCCCAGACUUGGUGGUGAUGCCCUAUGAGUUCGAUGCCAUCAUGGAGACAGCCGAGCUCUUCUACCGCAGCGUGCUGGACACCACUCCCUACGUGCAAGGCAUCUCGUGCGACGAGGUGUUUGCAGAUGUCACGCACCUGGUACAGGAGGACUCAAGCUCAUGGCUGGCUCUCGCGCGGAAGAUCCGCGCUGACAUCUGGAGUCGAAGUGGAUGCGUUGCCUCGAUCGGCGUGGCCAAAAAUCGGCUGCUUGCCAGGCUGGCGACGAAGUUUGCAAAACCACGCCCGGGAUGCGCCACGUGCGGGAAAGCUGCACAGAACCGCGCGAGUGGGGAAAGCGGGCUUCUAUGCUGCGAGGACCACCCAGGCAUUUUUCUCUUGGAGGACACCUCCGAGCGACUGGCAGCUCUGGCGGCGAGGGAGCUGCCUGGCGUGGGCCCGGAAAGCGAGAAGCAGCUCCGGAAAUCUGGAGUGGAGAGCGUGGGCGACCUGCGGGACGUUUCGUUGGGGAAGCUCCGGGAGCUCUUUGGAGAGAAGCAGGCGCAGUCCCUCUUCCACCGCUGCCGUGGCAUCGACGACCGGCCCUGGGAUCCCAGGCCCCCGCGGAAGUCCGUGGGCGCACAGAUCGCCUGGGGCGUGCGCUUCGAGGACGUGGCCGCCUUGCGACGCUUCGUCUCGGAGCUGACCGAGGAAGUGCUGCGGCGCCUGGCGCGCCACGGGAAGCGGGGUAGCUCUCUCACCGUGAAGGUCUGGAAGGCGCGGCCGGACGCGCCGCACCUGGGAGGUGUGGGCAGCUGGGGCUGCGACAUCCUCUCGCGCUCAGCACAGUUCUCCACCGAUCCCGGCCCCCCUGGGAGCCCCGCGGCGCAGAGCGCCUGCGCGGAAGUGUGGAGGCUCUGCGAGAGCACCGGGGCCACGCCACUGCAAGUCCGAGGAUUUGGGAUCCACAUCGGGGGCCUGGAGAAGACGCAGCCAAGGCAGCCAAGCCUCCCUUCUCUGCUGGAAGGCCCAAAAGGGCCGGAGAAGCCGAUGCCCAAUUCGGAGCCCGUCAUCCUGCACCUUGACGUCGACUGCUUCUUCCUGGCGGUACAUAAGCGGUACGACCCCUCUCUACAUUCCGCCGGUCCGCUGGUCCUGUGGCAGUACAACGACGUCAUCUGCAUCAGCCCAGAAGCCAAAGCGGCAGGCGUCAAGAAGCACAUGCGCCCGAGCGAGGCCCAGCCUCUCGUUGAAGGCAUCGGUGGGCGCAUGGUGCACGCAUUCUCCCGACGCUGGCCAGGCCCCCGAGUCUGGUAUGGCCCGUACCAGACGGUCAGCAGGGAGAUGUUCGCACACCUCCACCGGCUGCUGUCAGAGGAGCCGGGGGACUUCACCCUCGAGCGGCUCAGCAUCGACGAGGCCUUCCUGGACGCGUCCCGCGCCCUGGCGCCGGGCCCAGAUCGCUUCGAACGGGCGAGGAGACUCGGCGAGAAGCUGGCUGCGGAGCUCCAGACGGCCAUCGGCGUGCAUGUCAGUGUCGGCAUCGCAACGAACCGCUUGUUGGCGAAGCUCGGGUCGGUUGCCGCGAAGCCUCCGAGAGGGGACGGCAUCUUCGUGGUGGAUGGUCCCGAUGCCCGUGCCUCGCUGCUGGCCGUCACGCCGGCCACGCGGCUACCGGGCUGCGGCAACCGCGGUGAACAGUUGCAGGCCCUCAACCUGCAGAAUGCCGCGGAGCUGCAGAGCUUCGGGCGCCAGGAGCUCCAAUCAUCGCUGGGCGUGUCCGCGGAGGUCGCCGAGCGCCUGGUGGCGAACUGUCGCGGCCAGGAUGCCACGCCGGUGAGGGCCGCAGACCCGAAGAAGAGCCUGGUGGUGACUUCGUGGCUGACGGAUGGGUGCUUGGACGAGCUGGCAAUGAAGCGAAGCUCCUCGACACAGAGCGUCUCUGUCGGGGACGGCUGGGUCUUCGAGCCUCAGCUGGAGAAGGGUGUCACGAACCUGACGAGAGUGAGAUGGCUGCUGUUGGCCUUGAUCCUGGAUCUGGAGGAGCGGGUCGUGCAUGAGUUCCUGGAGCAUGGCCAGCUGCCGAGCAAGCUGACGGUGAGCUAUCAGGGCCCCGGCUGGAGGAAAGAGCCCGGUCCCGGCAGUACGGACGGCCGCAGCUGCAGCCGCACUGGGCUUUUCCCCUCGGCUGCCUUCCGAGGCUUGGAUUCCUCGGAUGGCAAGGCGGAUCUGCAAAUCGACCUGGGAACGAACCAGAUGUGUGCCCACGCGCCCCAGGCGGCUCCCAGACCGGCUGCCUACAAGCACCCGGUGUAUGGCACGGAGUUCCUGACCCUCUCAGGUGCUUCAGCCGUCCUCACGGAUGGGCCCGAGGUGUUGGAGGGCAGGCGUGGUGCCCGAAUCGCGGGGCUCACGAACGCCUGCUGCGCACUAAUCAGUUCCUGGGCUGCUGAGCAGGCCUCCAAGGUGCCAAUUGGCAAGCUCACCUUGACCGCCAGCAGCAUGCAGUCAGGCGCCACGUCCCCCGCCAGAAAGCGACCACCGCCUGGCCAGCCAACUCUUUCCGAUUGUUUCAAGCGAUCAAGACCGCCGCCGCGAGCCCCCGAGGUCCUGGCUGCCUUCGAGAUCAGCGACAGCGAGUGA